GAUCGACGUAUAACUGCAGAGAUCAGAUCUCAGGAGGCACAGUAGCCAUUGACACGGCACCUUGGUGAAAUCGACACCCCUAGGCGCGUGCAGUUGGUUUGCUUUGAAGAGUGCUUUCUACAUACCGUAUAUUUUCCAGAAUAAUAUCUUUCUGUUUUCGAAUCGACACUUGAUCUUGGGGCUUUAUGAUUCGCUUGAUGAGAAAUGCCAACCGAUACAACCGCCAGCUCGCUACGUUGUAAAAUAUUUCUUUCCGAUCAACAAAUCGGUCAUUAUAUACUAGCGUAGUCGGAAUGGACAUCGGAAGGAGAAUGUGAUUGAAAAUAAUAUGUGUUGGUGAUUUUCAGUGACUACGGUUUCCUAAUUAUUAUCGCCGAUCGGUCAGCUGAGUGUUGGAUAUAAAUGAACUUGAUAAGGCCAAGUUGUGUAUUGGAUCUGCUUUAUUCAUGUUCAGGAAGUGUUUAAUUUUUGUCGUUCGAGACUGCUGCACGUAACGUUAAAUUUUUCACAGCGAAAAUCCGCUACCCCAACGUAACCGCAAGUGCAACUGCAUCGGAUAGUAUAACAUCGAUCGCGUUUGUAUCGAAGAAACCAGAGCGAUGAGGAGGUGCGAAGCAGGUGCGAUAAUCGCCUUCGUUAUCUUGAUGCAAGGCCCCGUCGAGGGAAUGUCCUUCAACAUCCUGAGGGCCAUCUUAUCACCGCCGGUCCCACGAAUUACUCGCGUCAGAAACGCGUCUCCUCGAGAGCUCAGGCUGAAGAAUUCCUUAGCGGUCUCUGACUUCCUGGGAUUGGUUAAGCAGUAUCAUUAUCCAGCCGAGGAGCACAACGUGACGACCAUAGAUGGCUAUAAUUUAAGAUUCCACAGAAUUCCUGGUAGCGCACGUUCAUCUUUAGUCAAAAGGAAGCCCGUAGUUUUCGUCCAGCAUGGCCUCUUCGCGUCGUCUGACAGUUGGGUCUUAAUGGGCCCUGGAAGGGAUUUAGCUUAUCUCUUGGUCGACGCCGGAUACGACGUGUGGAUGUUGAACGUAAGGGGAAACAGGUACAGCCGAAGACAUCUAAGCUUAUCUCCAAACCGUCCGGAGUUCUGGCAUUUCAGUUGGCACGAGAAUGGAGUCUACGACAUGACGGCAACGAUUGACUACAUGUUGGCGAUAACGGGAGUGCCGAAAGUUACGGUGAUCGGUCACUCCAUGGGAUGCACAAUCGCUGCUGUUCUCCUCUCGGUUCUACCGGAAUACAACAGAAAGGUCGAUCUCGUCGUGGCUUUGGCACCGGUCAUUAUUUGGACGGCUCAAUAUCGGGGACCGUUUAGUUUGGGUGUGAGAUUUGCCAAGAGGGCGUUUGAUUCCAUCAGGCGGCUUGGCGUCGAAGAAAUUCUUCCUCUCAGAGAAUCGACGUCACAACUGUUCUCAGGCGUCUGUCGAUCACCGUCGAUCAGAGAAAUGUGCAAAUGGUUAAUUUUUCUUUUAGCCGGAAGCGCGGACCCCGAGCAAUUAGAUUCCGCGAUCGUACCAUCCUUGCUCGAGCAUUACCCCGCCGGAACUUCCCUGAACACGAUCGAGCAUUACUGGCAAAAUAUAGCAAAUGAAAGCUUCAGGGAAUUUGAUUACGGAUAUGGAAAGAAUUACGCUCGAUACGGCAGCGAUAUUCCACCGGAAUACCCGUUGCACAAGAUCACAGUGCCUUUUCUGAUAUACUACGGUGUUAACGAUCCGUUGGCACAACCGCCGGAUAUCAGAGCCCUCGCAGAGCGGCUACCAAACGUCGUGGCAACGAAGGCGGUGCCUUGGCCGUUUUUCAAUCAUUUCGACUUCGUCCUUUCUAAGGACGCUAAAACUCUGCUGUACGACGACAUCAUGGUCAUUGUAAAAAAGUACAAAUCGUUAGGAAAUCGAACGUUGGGAUCGACGAUGAAGCUGUUCCUCGUUCUUCUGGCAGCCUUAAUCGGCUCUGCCAUUGCAGAUGACGGUGAGGUAGUAUGGACCGAGGAAAUGGUCCAGGACCUUUUCACUCGCUCAUCCGACAACGUGGUUGCAACAAUCCCUGAACUGAUUACCGACAAUGGUUACCUCGCCGAGACUCAUCAUGUGGUCACCGAGGAUGGAUACAUACUUGAAAUGCAUCGUGUCAACGCACCUUCCAGAAUACCUGUAACCCGAAGGAAGCCAGUCGCUUUCCUCAUGCACGGUCUUUUAUCUAGUUCCGCUGACUGGCUUAUCAUGGGACAUGGAAAGUCUUUGGGAUACCUCUUAGCUGACGCUGGUUACGACGUGUGGCUGGGCAAUGCUAGAGGAAACACACACUCCAAGAAUCACACCACCAUCACGAAUUUGAACGGCCGAAGAUUCUGGAAGUUUGACUGGCAUGAAAUUGGUGUCCACGAUCUUCCUGCAAUGAUCGACUAUGUUCUGGAUACUACGCACGAGAAGCAAGUGGUCUACAUGGGUCACAGCCAAGGCACAACUGCGUUCUACGUAAUGGCCGCUGAGAGGCCCGAGUACAACGACAAGAUCAAGGUCAUGUUUUCCUUGGCACCUGUCGCUUACAUGUCGAACCUUUUUAGUCCGAUGUUGAGGAUUGCGGCCACCUUCACAAAUACCCUGGAGACAUUCUUCAAUAUCUUCGGCAUGUACGAGUUCAUGCCAAGCUCCGAUCUGCUCAGUGCGGCUGGUUCCACUUUCUGCAACGACGAUGCUUUGACUCAAUUCCUCUGCACUAACGUUCUCUUCGUUAUGUGCGGCUUCAACCGAGCCCAGCUUAACACCACUUUGCUGCCGACCAUCUUCCAAUAUUCUCCAGCUGGCGCGUCAUCUCGUCAACUGGUUCACUACGGUCAAGAAAUUCAAUCCGGCUACUUCCGCUGGUGGGAUCACGGCAUAACUAGCAAUUUGAUCAACUACGGAUCAUUCAGACCACCAAACUACGAUCUGAGCAAAAUUACUGCGCCUGUUCACCUGAUCUACAGUGACAACGACUGGAUGGCUGCUGUAAAGGACGUUGAGCAGUUGCACGCCGAGCUUGGAAACUCCGUCGAACUUUACCGAGUCCUCGAUGGAAAAUGGAAUCACCUCGACUUCGUAUGGGGCAUCAAUGCCAAAGAACUCGUCUACGACCCUAUCCUAACCAGAUUGGCAGCAGACUACGCAGAAUGAACGAUUUAUCAUGUUUAAAUAAACACAAGGUUUACUAUACACAGCAUAAA
Molecule: messenger RNA, 3202 nt
Organism: Neodiprion fabricii
Lineage: Eukaryota; Metazoa; Arthropoda; Insecta; Hymenoptera; Diprionidae
Exons: 14
Coding region: 600-3152 (850 amino acids)
Biological process (GO): lipid metabolic process
Source: RefSeq, a predicted model, not a curated record